AAUAACCAUCUGACUGGGACACGGUGAUCAUCAAUCAUUCACCUGUGGAUGGGGAGAGAGGAUAGUUUUACCACAAGCGGCAAGUCACCGCGUCAAUGUACCAGUCAAAACAGGGAGUAGGUACCCUAGUUCAGGGAACUGUGGUGAGCGUGGAUGAAGGGAAGAGUAAACGAUUGAGAACAAUUAUUCCGAUAUCUGCUCGAAGUGCCUGAACGGUGCGCGGACGGAAGACCUGUAGACGGCUGUUAGCACCAGCAUGGAACGUUACGUAUCGUGGACACUACUACUUUACCUCACAAAGCUCUCUUUUCAAGGACUUGUUUCAGCGGACUCUCCCACAGCCACCAUACAGUUAAUGAAGGAACGGAUGAAAGACUACGAUAAGAAUAUCUUCCCUCGAUGUGACAACAACGACACGUCUCCUGUGGAAGUCAGCCUCGAUAUGGCCAUGCGUCAAAUUCUCGAUCUGCGCGAACAACAGCAACUACUGGAAGCCAGUACCUGGAUGAGAUGGAAAUGGCAAGAUUGCAGACUGAGAGGCGUGGUUCCAAAUACGAAUAAGGAGAACUAUGUGUCAGUAGCAGCGAGCAACAUUUGGAUGCCGGACAUUACGCUGUAUGAGCAUGUGGGCGUGCCCUUACACACAAUGGACGACUAUCCAGCUAAGGUCUACUGGGAUGGCACGGUGUCUUACAACUUCCCAGCCGUCAUCAAGGUGGUGUGUAAAAUUCAGAUGAAGAACUUUCCCUUUGACAAGCAGACUUGCCAACUCACCUUCGGUUCCUGGAUGUAUCUAGUAGACGAAGUGAACGUCACGGCAAAGAACGACAAAGGCGAUGACAGCUACUACGUCCAUAACGGUGAAUGGGAUCUGGAUGACUUCCCUGUGGAGAGACACGAGAUUCUCUACACCGGUUAUGACCUGCCGUUUGUAGAUGUGACAUUUACUCUCGUUCUUCAAAGAAGACCUACCUAUUACAUCUUCAACAUCAUAUUCCCCACCUUUCUGGUCGGCCUUGUGUCCGUGCUGUCAUUUUCCCUACCACCGGCCACUGGGGAAAAAGUGUCUCUAUCCGUGACGUCACUGCUCACGCAAACUGUGUUUAUGUUGAUGUUGUCACAGGAGAUGCCGAGCACAUCGGAAUCCAUCCCUCUUAUCCAGCGUUACUUUGCCGCCAUUUUGUGUAUCGUGUCGACCUCGACCAUCAUGACCAUUCUCGUUCUGAACCUACACUACAGAGGGGAAUAUGGUCGUCCUGUGCCGGGAUAUCUCAAAACAUUGCUGCUCAACAAAUGUUUGCGAAAGUUUUGUCAGCUGCCAGAAAAUGUGGACAAUGCACAGAAGUACAAACCACAGACAUCUAUGAAACAGCAAGAUGUGUCCACUAUAUUUGAAAAUGGCGAUAAAGACGUUCCCAUUCCCACGACAAACGGAUACCACAACAGGCUGAGGAACCAAGCAUACGCAGACACUACCAUUCCACAAAUGACAAGCGCAAAUAAAGAUGAUUCCAUGACAGCCAGGGUUGCCGAAUUGGUUUCACAUUUGUGUAACAAACAAGCGGACAAGGGGAAACUUAAGGCUAUUAUAAAGGAAUGGGAAGACUUGGCGUCGGUUGUUGAUCGUAUUUUCUUAAUUGUGUGUUUCACAUCCUUGGUUAUUACCACGGCUGUUAUCUUAUUUGCUUAAGAAACAGUUUUUCAAGACAUAUACAUUUAUGUGAAUAUCAUUGAAUGAGAACGUUUAGUCGGUCAUCGGAAAAUGAAGCCUAUUAUAUCCAUCUUGCCAGAGAACUGGGAUACAGGCAGCUCGAUGGCGACUCUCAGUCAGCAGAGUUGUAAAGCACCAUGACAGAAGUGUUGCGAUGGAGACAUAUAGAUUCAUUAAAGUGUAUCGUGAAUCGUUUAUACGAAGACAUGUGUUGACAGAAGUUGUUGUGCUUGCAAGGGAGAUCGUGAUUAGGUCAUAUCGAUUGGUCAAAAUGUGCCGGGGA
Molecule: messenger RNA, 1994 nt
Organism: Liolophura sinensis
Lineage: Eukaryota; Metazoa; Mollusca; Polyplacophora; Chitonida; Chitonidae
Product: neuronal acetylcholine receptor subunit alpha-9-like
Exons: 7
Coding region: 257-1690 (477 amino acids)
Biological process (GO): monoatomic ion transmembrane transport
Cellular component (GO): membrane
Molecular function (GO): extracellular ligand-gated monoatomic ion channel activity; transmembrane signaling receptor activity
Source: RefSeq, a predicted model, not a curated record